This is a messenger RNA of Acanthopagrus latus (yellowfin seabream), 3722 nucleotides long. RefSeq names its product FYN-binding protein 1. The transcript is spliced from 22 exons. Gene Ontology annotation, biological process: protein localization to plasma membrane; integrin-mediated signaling pathway; T cell receptor signaling pathway. NCBI's taxonomy places the organism in Eukaryota, Metazoa, Chordata, Actinopteri, Spariformes, Sparidae. The record is from RefSeq and is a predicted model, not a curated record. Bases 1089 to 3308 code for a protein of 739 amino acids. Gene Ontology annotation, cellular component: plasma membrane. Gene Ontology annotation, molecular function: protein binding.
GAACAAAUCGGCUUUUAGGAUGAGAAAUUACCUCUAUGUUUUAUUAACAUGAUGUGAUUUCUGAUAAUGAGAUGUGCUGGGGUUGUGAGAGUAAAAAACAUCCCCAAAUCCGAGCAGGGUAGAACUGCUAACGUUAGCUUAGAUUCUGAUAGCAUCCAGGCUUCCACAGUGAUUAAAGACUACAUAGCGGAUGUGAUAGCUGUGUAGUAUUUAUUAAUCAUAUUAUGAUGGGAAUAUAACCCAUCAAACUAAUUAAUGAUAUGCAAAAGCUAUCCUUUGUGUUUCUACUACUGUCAUAGAUGGCCAGACAUACUGAUAAUUGCAGCUUAAGUUAGAACAGAAAAAUACACAAUUCAUUUAAAUUCUUUAAGUUUUUGCUCUUGUGUUUUGAGCUUUUGAAAGGCAUAAAAAAGUCACCUCUCUUUUAGCCUACACCUGGCCAGGACCUAGCUUACAGAUAAAAUCUAGCCUCUUUGCUAAUUCUUGCAUGUUAACAUUAGGUCCAAUGUUCAUUUAUAUGCCCUGUCCCUGACACUGCUUUAUCGUGACAGCAGAAACAAACAACUGUUCAACUUUCUUGUUAGCAUGGCUACUGCUAGCUGCCUUGCUAAAGCAAAGAACAAACAAAAAACAAACUGUAAGAAUUCCACUUUGACCAAGAAACACUGAUGUCAGCGCUAUGAAAAAAGGCAGAGUAAAGCACUUGCUUAUAUUGAUAAGUCGGCAGGUUUUGUUUCUUAUCUAGAAGCAACAAUGGCUGUUCUAGUUGUUCCACCAUUAGGCUACAUAAAUUAUGGUUGCUAAGCUAUCGCAACAGACAAUGUGGAGGGGAGGGCUUGAACAAACAUGAUGCAACAAAAGAUUUUCCAAACGUAGAGGCUUUACUAUAAAUCAUAAUCAAUAUAAACAUGAGUUUCACUCUGGGACAUGUCUGCUCUGUCUCUUGCACAUUGUAAACUCCUCCUGACUGACUGUGCUCCUAUUUUAUUUAUUUCUGCGUCAGGGCAUUGAGGUAGCAGGAAGGAGACAGGGAAAACACAAGCAGAGAGUUUGGCUCAAAGUUUUCUCCAGCGGCCUGAAAAUCCUGGAUGAACGGACCGGGGAGCAGAAUCAGCUCUCUACAGAAAGAUGAAUCUGACCCCAGAGCUCUGUCCUACGUCUACCAACACGAAGACACCUACAUCCUGUUCUACAUCAGGACAGCCACUCUGGCAGAUCCAGUCCUGGCUGACAUUGCGACGGUUUGUCGGGGUGUGGAGCACGAGACACCACAGGAACAUCCACAGGCACCGACACAAACCAGUCCUCCACUGCUUCCAAAUGACAUUUCUGCCCCUCCAGCAGAGGGACCAGCUUUAGAGAAUAUCUUUGGUCCACCAGACUCUUCAUCAGGACCUUCACACCAGUGUUUUCUUUUUCUCUGCCUCCAGGCUUCUUCCACUAAUGAGUUGAUGGAAAUCUUCUCCCCCCAGACGGAAGCAACGCUGGUGCCCUGCCAGAGUCCAGGUAGCAGUCAGCCAGUAGCAUCAGCCUGGAUAUUGACUCACUGCUGGACAUGGAGCACUUUAUCCAUCAUUAAAACAUCACUAAAGGCAAAUAUGGGGGAAAGCGUCGAUGUCAAGGCUCUGAGGGCCAGGUUCAACAACAAGGCCAGCACCUCGGACACCAGCAGCCGAGACAGCGGCUCCCCGAAAUCUCCACGACCUGGGUUUGGGAGGGCGAUCCUGCCUGUGACGGACAACGAUCUGGCCCAUCAGAGACUGUCUCCCAUAGUUCCUCCACCUGCGAUGGCCGGCCCGGGCAUAAUGAGGUUCCCAAGGGUGGAGCCAGUGGCAGCGCCCGUCCCCGCCAGACCCGUUGCCUUCCCUCGACCACCGCCGAAUCCUGGAGUCAGACCAUCUAUCCAGCCAGCAGACGCCACCAAGGUGAAGCAGACAGGGGAGAUGCUACAGAACAUAAUGCUGAGGCACCCGAGGCCUCCAGGCAUCAGACCGGCCCUUGCUCCAGUUCCAGCUCAGGCCCAUGCGCUGGCUCACUCCUCCACCCCUCCACCGCUCCGCCAGCAGCCUCGACAGAGGAGCACGGGGGAAGUGACCCCACUGAGGAAGCAUCUGCCCCCUGAAGGACCCCUGCCUUUGAAGCCCAAACGGCCUCCCAAUGUCAACCUGGAGCCCUAUAAGAAGUUCAGGCGAGGACCUGCACUCCCUGCCCCAAGGAAGCAAGACACAGGUUCUCCAGGCCCAGUCAGCAGAAACAUGUCUUCACCUGCAGUAAGCAGUCCUCCAAAACCGCCUCAACGACCCAACAAACCCAGCAGCCUGCAGCGGCAAGUCGCCUCCUUGGACAUUGAUGAUGACCAGGACACGUACGACGACAUUGCCAGCUUUGACAAGAACGAGUCCUGGAGUGACAACAGUUCACAGUGCAUGGAUGGGGAUGAUGAAGACGUGUACGAGUCUAUUGAUGAAGACCAGGUGGAUGUGAACAGGAUGAAUGCUGAGAAGAGUAACAAAAAAGAAGCAAAGAAGCGACAGGAGCAGGAGAAGAAAGAGCAGAUGGAGCGUCGGAAGAAAGAAAAUGAGUUGAAGAAGAACUUUCAGUUGCAAGGGGAGGUGGAGGUUCUCCAUACAGCCAGAGUCCGGCAUGACUGGAACGGAGGAGGAAAACUGGACCUCAGCGUACGACAGGGAGAGAGUGUGGAGAUCCUCAGAGUGAAGAACAACCCAGGAGGCAAAUGGUUGGCUCGGUCUCUGAACGGAAACUACGGCUACAUCAGCAACACGUGUGUGGAUGUUGACUAUGAGGCAGUGAAGCGAAAAGUGCUCGAGUCCAGAAAAUUAGACACAUCGCCGCUGCCACCGCCACCUCCAGACCCCCCACUGAUGUUAAAUGUGGAGUCUUAUAACAGAGACAGCAUGCUUGAAGAUGAUGACAGCUAUGAUGACGUUCAACCACUACCGGAGGAUUUCCCCCCACCACCGCCUGAAAUCAGCAUAGAUCCCAAGGUGAGGAAGGAGCUAAAAAAGAAAUUUAAGUACGAGGGGCCUCUCAAGGUGCUGCACACCAUGAUGGUGGAUCCUAAUUGUGUCAUAAAGAAGCCAGAUAAGAAUUAUCUCCAGGUGACGCAGGGAGAAAUCCUGGACAUCAUCGAUCUCACCAGCGUCAAGAAAGCUCUCUGUCGCAACCAGUUUGGAAAAUAUGGUUACGUGUCCAGAUCUCUUCUUCUCCCAAUGGAAGGAGACAUUUAUGACGAUGUUGACUAUCCAGGCGACAUCUAUGACAACGACUCAUCACACACUGAUCAUUAAAACAUCAAACUAAACACACACCGAAACAGAAGAAACAAACUAUAAAUUAAAAACUGUAUAAAAGUAUAUAUCAUAUCCAUAAAGAUUUUUGCUUUAUUUGACUCCGUGCUGCACAGCACGGUAUUCUAUCACAAUUGAGAUGAAAAGGUAAAGAACUGUAUGGCUCACAAACAAACAAACUAUGAUAGAAAAUGAAACAAACUAUCUCACUUAAAACUAAACAACACAUGACAGAAAAUCCCACCAAUACUGUAAAUGCCCUGUGCUGCGAAUAACAAACUGUCAACAUUGCAUCGUUCCUCAAACUGCUUGUAUAGAAAAUGAAUACACUAUUAUUGUGGUUUUUCUUUUUUUUGUUUUUUUGCUUGACUUCUGAGAUAAUGUAAAAUAAUGAAUAAAGUUUUUUUCUGUUAA